This is a messenger RNA of Eruca vesicaria subsp. sativa (arugula), 1764 nucleotides long. The record is from the annotation of a GenBank genome assembly. Lineage: Eukaryota; Viridiplantae; Streptophyta; Magnoliopsida; Brassicales; Brassicaceae.
AUCUUAAUUGAUCCUCAAGAGAUCUGUGAUGUUCUUGAACGUGCCGAAGGUACCAGAGCAGUGUCCGGCAUAUCAUUUGAUAUAUCUGAUAUCGAGGACGUGUCUAUAGGCCCUAGAGCUUUUAAAAGAAUGCCUAAUCUUCGAUUCCUCAGAGUUCACAAAAGUAAAGAUGAUGGAAAUGAUAUAGUGCAUAUACCUGAGGAGACGGAGUUUCCGCGUCGUCUAAGGUUACUACACUGGAAGGCAUACCCAAGCAAGUGUCUUCCCCCUACAUUUCAUCCUGAAUAUCUUGUCGAAUUCGAUAUGCAGUUUAGCAAGCUCGAGAAGCUUUGGGCUGGAACUCAGCCACUUACAAAUCUAAGGAAGAUGGAUUUGUCAUGGUCUUUGGAAUUAAAGGAGCUCCCUGAUCUUUCCAAAGCUGCAGAUCUCGAGUUUUUGUUUUUGUGUGGUUGCUCCAGUUUGGCAGAAAUUCCCUCCUCAAUUGGAAAUCUUGAUAAAUUAUAUUGGUUGGAUAUGAGUUUCUGUGGGAAGCUACAAGCUGUUCCGACUCGCUUCAACUUGGUACCUGAUGCUUUUCUCAAUAUGAACGGAUGCUCACAAUUGAGAAACUUUCCAGAGUUCUCCACCAACAUCAGAGCACUCGUAAUAGCAGACACAAUGUUGAAAGAUUUGCCUGAACCAGUCAACCUCUGGUCUCCCCUAGUGGGUCUUAGUAUAUACGGGGAUGACGCCGGUAUCAAGGAACUUCCAGGUUGGAUCAAAGAUCUUCAUGGGUUAGAGUCGCUUAAUGUACAGUACUGUUCGAAACUUGCAUCACUGCCAGAGCUCCCUGACUCUCUCGAACGACUAAUAGUAAACAACUGUGAGUCACUGGAGACCGUGUCUCUGGAUAUUGACUCUGACAUAUAUUGCAAUUUUGUAAACUGCUUCAAAUUGGGCCGAGAAGCAAGGAGAGCAAUUACACAGUUGUCAUGGAAAGCAUGCCUACCCGGAAGUAAUAUACCUGCCGAGUUUGAUCAUCGAGCUAUAGGAAAUUCGUUGACCAUCCGACCACUGAGUUCAGAUUCCAGAAGAUUUCGGUUAUGCAUCGUGGUUGACCCUGAACCACAGACAGAAGUAGAUGCUACCGAAUUGCAGUGUCGCAUGCGCAUAAACAAGGGUUGCUUCAUUUACAGGAACGUGUACAUGCAACUCGAAUUUAUCCAGGCCGAACAUUUAUGUCUGUUUUGCACUGAAUUGGAGAGCGAACAUGGAUGGCUCGAACAAGACAAUGAGAUCAUGUUUGAAUUCAUCAGCACUUACCAUGAGCUCGACAUUGUUGAAUGCGGUGUCCAGGUGUUGACUGAGGAAACCGAGAGACGACGAAGGCUUGAGUUUGAUCAAGCUAACAAACCGUCUCAUGACUCUUCUCUCAACGCUGAACUUUGCUUAGAUCUCUCCACUUUGCUGAGAAUCACUCUAAGCUUGUUGUUGGAAAGUGAUGCAGCGUCAUUAUACUCGGACAGCGAACUACAUAUGGGUUUGGGUUUUUUAGUUUUACUUAUUUUUUAUAAAAGUGUUACUUUCCUUUGUACUCUUUCAAUGAAAGACAGCUUUUGAUAUUUAAUAAACUAGAAAUUUCUCUAUUCCUUGUCUAGAUUUGAAUCAAUUCAUCUCACAAGAAACCGGACUCAUCAAUUUGGUUCUUUGAAUCCCUUGAUUGAGCAAAACGGUAGCGUCUUCUCGAAUCCCUAGAUUGAGCUGAUUAUUUCGUAUGCUGGGGCC